Molecule: messenger RNA, 1155 nt
Organism: Halteromyces radiatus
Lineage: Eukaryota; Fungi; Mucoromycota; Mucoromycetes; Mucorales; Cunninghamellaceae
Exons: 7
Molecular function (GO): protein binding; GTPase activator activity
Source: RefSeq, a predicted model, not a curated record
GACAAUUAUAAUCCAAUACAAGACAAUGGUUAUUCUGAAACAUUAUCUAAAUCAAACAGCAAUACAAAUUCAAAAUCUGGAUACUUGUUUGAACGUAGAGGUGGUCGUGUUUUACAAAGCUGGAAUCGUAAAUAUUAUGCGAUCGAUGGUGAAGAUCUCAUAUGUACAACUCGUGGACCAAAGUCCUCCAGAGAAGAAGAUCAACCACAAACUUAUAAUCUACGGGUCUGUAGUGUCAAGACAAGUGAUAAUUACGAUCGACGCUUCUGUUUUGAACUGAUUUCUCCAAUGAGAGUGAUUGUACUACAAGCAGAAAAUGAACGUGACAUGCAAGAAUGGGUGGAUUCUAUACGUACAGCAAAUCAAUUAGCUCUCAAUUCUGACAAGGCACCAACGCGAUCUUUACGGACUCUUCCUACACAGAAAGGGAGUCGACCUUCAUCCACGAAAUCAAAGGAUUCAGAUGAUAAUCGUGAACUACUACAAAAACUUCGACAAACUCCUGGCAAUGAGGUCUGUGCUGAUUGUGGUGCAAAAGAGCCUGAGUGGGCAAGUACCAAUCUUGGGAUUAUUGUCAUGCUUCGAAUUGGGAACAAUACCGCCAACAAGAUUUAUCAAGAAUAUAUACCACCUGAUAUGGAAACUUUCCGAAUCACACCAUCAUCUUCAAGAAAUGAACGCGACUUGUGGAUCACCGAAAAAUAUGUGAAACGAUCUUUCGUCAAAAAGCAAAAUGGUUUGGAUCAACAAAAUAUCAAUCAAGAAUUCUGGAAUAGUAUCGCACAAUCUGAUCUUCCUAAUGCACUUUGGGCGCUUGCAAAAGGAGCGGACGUAGAUUAUAGAAAUUCGGACGAUAAGGAUCAAACAGCUCUUCAUAAAGCAGUGCAGAAAGGUGAUGAAAUCUUGGUAGACUUUUUACUACAAUGGUCAAGCAAUGUCAACCAACAAGAUGAAGAUGGGAAUACUAGUUUACACCAUGCAGCAAUAUCCAGCAAUGUACGACUUGUACUUUGUCUUUUAAAACGGCAUGCCAAAGCAGAUAUGAAAAAUAUAGAUGGAAAGGUAAAAAAAAAAAAAAAAAAAAAAAAAAAAAAAAGGAAACUAUUGAUGUUGAUGAUAUCUCCUUUCUCUCCUUUUUUUUUUUGGUUAACAUAG